This is a messenger RNA of Stegastes partitus (bicolor damselfish), 3262 nucleotides long. It is a transcript of the gene rab33a, whose product is annotated as RAB33A, member RAS oncogene family. Lineage: Eukaryota; Metazoa; Chordata; Actinopteri; Pomacentridae. Gene Ontology annotation, molecular function: GTP binding; GTPase activity. The record is from RefSeq and is a predicted model, not a curated record. The coding region runs from base 50 to 895 and encodes 281 amino acids. Gene Ontology annotation, biological process: Rab protein signal transduction. The transcript has 4 exons.
CUCUCCUCUCCUCUCACACACCGACUUGCGCAUCGCCUCCUCCGGUAUAAUGACCAACGAUUCCCCGGAGGAGGAGACCCGAGCUCCGGGUGGCGGCGGCGGCGUUGGAGGAGGAGGAGGAGGUGGAAGAGGAAGACGGAACCGAGCGGACGACAAUGUCACCAUCCUGACAUCCUCCAUGGACUUCCACAGAGCCAGCCGGAGCCGAGCCAGCAGCAGCACCGAAGCCGCCCAGAGCAUCACGUCCUCGGUGGAGCUGAGCACCUCCUCCCUGGAGCUCAGCAUCCAGACGCGGAUCUUUAAGAUCAUCGUCAUCGGGGACUCCAACGUGGGCAAGACCUGCCUCACCUUCCGCUUCACCGGGGGGAGUUUCCCCGACAAGACGGAGGCCACCAUCGGCGUGGAUUUCAGGGAGAAGGCGGUGGAGAUCGAAGGGGAGACGAUCAAGGUGCAGGUGUGGGACACGGCAGGCCAGGAACGCUUUCGUAAAUCCAUGGUGGAGCACUACUACCGCAACGUCCAUGCUGUGGUCUUUGUGUAUGAUGUGACCAAGAUGGCCUCCUUCCGCAACUUACAGACAUGGAUAGAGGAGUGCAAUGGCCACCGGGUGUCGGCGUCCGUACCUCGAGUUCUGGUAGGAAACAAGUGUGACCUUGUGGACCAAAUACAGGUGCCCUCCAACAUGGCGUUGAAGUUCGCCGACUCCCACAACAUGCUGCUGUUCGAGACGUCGGCCAAGGACCCGAGGGAAAGUCAGAACGUCGACUCCAUCUUCAUGUCCCUGGCCUGCCGCCUGAAGGCCCAGAAAUCGCUGCUGUACAGGGACGUGGAGAGAGAGGACGGGAGAGUGCGGCUCACACAAGAGACUGAAACAAAGAGUAAUUGUCCGUGUUGAGGAAAAGGAGGAGUGGGAGGCAUAAUGGAAGGGAAGAGUAACUGAACAUGUCGAGGAAGAGGAGGAGGAGGAGAGGGAUGACCGGGGCUUAAACAAGGGUCUUUCAAAUUAAGUGCAACUUUUCUGGUUGAGGAGAAGGAUGAGGGGGUUGAAGCUGACACUAAGAGCAAUGAUUUAAAGAAGUGGAGGAGGUGGAGGACGGGGGGGACGGUCCAUCGGUAUUCUGAGGAUGAGGAUUUGAAGGAAGGAAAAAAGGAUUGGGGAGUAAUGUAUUUAUUAAGAAAUGAGAUUAAGUUGCCUUUCAGACUACAGGUUAGUGUAGAAAUUCUUCCUCUCAUCUGAGCAAACACACAAUCUGAGUAAAUACACUUUCUACGGGACCUGCAGUCUCGAUGCAAAGCCUUUUCCCGAAACCAGCCCUGGCUCGGUGUUGAUCACAGCCGUUAUUAACAGCAGCGUAUAUUUCACCCUCAUUCUAAAAGCAGCAUUUCCUAAACCCCUUUUCUACUGCCUUAAAAACUAAAAAAAAAAAACGCUGCCUCUAUCACAGUUUUAAUGAAUCACUGAGGCAAAAGUAGCAGAAGAGGUUUCAAGCUAUAACACUCUGACAGCCUCUGAAAUGGACUUUUUGAAAGGAUAAACGACUCUUUUCUGUCUCAGCCGUGUUUAGUUGACUCGGAACCACUGUGAGUUAAGACAAGUGCAUAAACACAUGCUAGAUAAAGUUAACGUGGACAAAAUAGGAGGCAGAUAAGACCUUGACAAGAAGGCUUCCUGAAAGCGGGCCAUUUAUAGUUUGUCAGGCGGCACCAUCACCUAUUGAUUUAGAAGCUGUAAGAUCCUCUUACCCCUAUGCGGGAGAAAUGCACUCUCCUACAAAGAAGGCGAGGCUCCUCUUUCUCAUCUCCUCCUGAUGUAAACGUAUCCUCCUAUCCACGUUUUCCCUGUUGGCAAAGUGGCUCACCCGGCCGUCUCUUUGCAGCAGUUCCAUGUAUUCUCUGAUGAAUAAUUUUCCCAGGGCAGAGGCCUUUACCGGCUGCCUUAGACGAUGCGCUGUCCGCAUCAGCAUCACUGCCUCCAGACUCCAGAAAGUGCAGCAGAGAAAACUGUGACCUCCCGUGUAGAUAACGGAGAAGCUUUAGUGCUGCGGUGGACUUUCAAAGCCUGUAACAGAGGAGUGAAGAGUUUCCAAGUCGUCGGCGACGCGGGGCUGCAUGAAACACUGUAGAAAGCCAUAUUCAUUAUUUACUACCCGCAGACAGGCUAUACAUUGAUUUAGCUCCCAGCCGGGGUUGCUGAGUGGAGGAAUACCCUGUACAUAACUCAGUGAUGAAGCUACGAAAGCCUUUGUGCGAUAAGGCAUCAAUCCUGACUGUGAUAUGUGUCAGUUUGAUAUAGCAGCACACUUACCAUAUUUUAUCACCGUAGCCUACUUUUCAGCCAUGCUAUUAAUAUAUCUGGACGCCACAUGUAGAGAAUUCAGACCGUUCGAGAGCGUCGUUCCCUCCGAGCCGACGGUCUGAUGACCUGAUUAAUCCGACACACGGAGCAGGUCGAGCGCUGAGAGCCAGAGGUGCAUCGCUUCUGGUCGCUCUGACGCUUAAAUCAGUGGUUACGAGUGAAUCAAAUGAGCUCCAUUCAUUCUCACCAAACGGGCAAAUCUGUGACUUGAAGAGGAGAUUUUUUAACCUCCGUAAAUGCAACUCAUAGAAACCGGGAUAACGUCCACUGAUCCGUUUUCUAACCCGCUUAUUCUGUUGAGGACCGCGGGUGGCUGGAAGACAUCCCAGCGUGUACUAUGUGACAGGACGGGCGCACCACCCUACAACUUUCAUCCAGUAUUAGCAAAACGUGGCUAAUUCAGUCGUAGAAAAACACGUUGGAGGAAGAAAGACUGUGCCUGAAUUUCUGUCAUGAACUCACCAGAUGUGAAUAACGAAGCAUUUGAGUUGAUUUCAAAUGAUUGAAAAAGAAAAAAGAAGGUACGAUUGUGUUGAUUUUGAAAUAUCUCGCCUCAAUAUACGUAAAUCACUGAGCUUAUUCAAGUGUAACUCAUAAGGUAAAACAACAUUACUGAGGGAUCAUCUCACGUCUCUUUUUUUAACCAUUUGAAAUCACAAAUGUGGAACGUGUGCUUUACCAGGUUACAGAUGUACAGUAUGUAUGCUUGCCUUCCCCUUUCUUCCUCUGUACCUACAAGACGUUUUGUAAUAUUUUUUGCUCUUAUUUUGAAGUGUUAUUCUUUUUUGAUAACUCAUGUUUGCUCUUAAAGGGAUGCCUUGACAUUUUGAAGUUUAGUCUGGUAGUUUUGUUUCUCUGCAAAAAGUCUGUAUGUGGAUUUAAUAAAUAUCAGUGUCAUCACGACGA